ACCUCUCAUCCAUGGCUUCUAUAUAUAUAUAUAUAUAUAUAUAUAAUUAUAUAUACAUACACACACACAUUCACUCAUUAAUCACACAUUACUUGUAUUUUUCAGAUUUGGAAAAGCAGAAUGGCGAUGGUGGCACCGAGACUUCUCCUACUCUACAUUCUUUUCACCUUCCCCGUAGCUUUUGGCACGGACUGCUCCAGCAUGCUGAUGCUGAACAUGGCUGCCUGUCUGCCAAUUAUGACACCUGGAAGCACAAUGCAGAACCCUGAUGAAAUGUGCUGUUCAGGGCUCAAGGUUGUACUUGAAACUGGCGUUGAAUGUCUCUGUGAGGCAUUCAACAACACCAUGGUUUUAGGUGUGACUUUCAAUGUGACCAUGGCAUUGACGCUCCCCUCCAUCUGUCGUGUCUCCGAUCUAUCCAUCAGCCAUUGUAGCUUGAGCUUUGGUACAAGUCCUCCCCCAGCACCCCCUCCAUCAGCUAGCUCGGCACCAGGUGGAGUCACUGAAGUUGCACCUCCCCCAGACCCUCAUACCCUCAGUUCUGCUUCACUAGCCACAGCGUAUGAUUUGCUCGUGCUCGUCGUGGUAACCCUUGUAUCAGCACUUACUUUAUUCUAACAGCAUCUGGUGAUUGUUGAUUCUGUUAUCCCAU
This is a messenger RNA of Andrographis paniculata, 652 nucleotides long. RefSeq names its product non-specific lipid transfer protein GPI-anchored 11-like. The record is from RefSeq and is a predicted model, not a curated record. The coding region runs from base 121 to 618 and encodes 165 amino acids. The transcript has 3 exons. NCBI's taxonomy places the organism in Eukaryota, Viridiplantae, Streptophyta, Magnoliopsida, Lamiales, Acanthaceae.